GGAUCAGUCAAAAAGUACAUGUGCAACAUGAUAGCGUGAGUCAAGUAUAAUAUGCUACCUCUAAACCAAAGAGGUUUGACCUAGAUUUCAUAAUCGGAAGUUAUCUCUUAAAUUAUUGUUUAUCUCAACAUUUACGGCGUACGAAAAACAUUGUGAGAAAGGAUAAUUAUAUUGCUUUUGCAGUACAUGUUAAAGCAAAAGGAAGAAAAGCUGAAGGCUGUGAGAGAGAGGAAGAAAUUUACAGGCUGCCCAUCAAAUUUAAAGGCAGGAAUGAUGAAGUCUGGCAGAAUCAGUAAGACCUGCGUCUCAAAACAGAAACAAGCAGUAUCCAAAUCUUUACCUAGAUCUGUCAGAGGAGGUUGUAGAGGUGCCAUUGUCAAUAGUGCUUCCAGUGCAAACCACUCUUAUGUUGAAUCCAGAGAAGUAUUUGAUAAUAAAGAAUGUGAGAAAAAUGCAGAUCGUUCAUCUGGCAAGUUUGUUGAUGAUGUUUAUGUCCAAGAAACCAGUCUGAAUGCCAUGAAAAAGGCUGUUAUUUGUUUAAAAAAAAUUCCAACACAUUAUGAUGAUGUUGCAACUGAGGUAACUAAAAUGAAAUCAGUGAAAAUAUAUAAAUGGGACUCAAAGUCUAGUAAAAAUAAUGAUAGAACAAAAUCAAAUGAUGAAGGUUUUUUGGCAGAUAAAAAACAAGAAAGUGGGACAGAACAGUUUAUUGAGGAGGCGGACAAAAAUAGUACACGUCAGUCCAGAGAAAAUUUUUUUGUGUUAAAUCCGAGUAAAGGAAAACAAAAGCGAGUGAUAUCACCUCGAUCUCAGAAGGAUGAACUUCUUAUGAAACAGUUUGGAAUUAUUCCAAGCAAGGUUUUCUUAGACAAAGUGAGUGCUGGACUUAAAAGCACAUGUAGUGGUACAAAUGUGGUCUCGAGUGGAGACACAAAAUGUGCAGAAAAAUCUUUAAAUAAUACACAAAAUAAAAUAAAAACUGGUCGGGUGCCACUGUCUGCAUCAGACUCGGGUAUAAAUGUGGACUUUAGUGACAGUGACUCUGAAGAUAAAGAAAUUGCUUUGAUUGCUUUUGAUACAAUUUUGGUUUCAGGUACUGGGCAUACAGAGGGUGGAGUUUCUGUUAAGAAGGUGAAAAUGGAUUAAACAAGUAUUAACUUCAAUGUUAAAGCUCAAACAAGUAUAUCAAAGAGUAAGAGGUCUCCAACACGUGUUCUAACCAUGGAUGGCAUCAAUAUGCGACAUAAAAACAAAAAUGAAAAUAAUAACUCAAAGCAAACGGAAAAGUUUGUCGAUAAGAAUAUGUCAGUAUCAGUUUCACCUAAAGCUUCAAACAAUUCACAUGCAUCAAGACCGAAUUCUCCAAAGAAAGGCAAAAUUGGACCCAGGUAAAAAGUUCAGGAAAGUCUUAAUCUUCCAAGCAUCGAAAGUCUGUCUUCCGAUGAAAUGUCUAAACUUCUUAAUCAGUGUGGUAUGAGCAUAUCAGUUCCUACUUUUCCUCUUAAAAAAAGAGAAGAAACUCCAGAACCAAGCACAUCUAAAGGUCAUGGUCAUAGGAAACGGAAGAGAACUGCCAGAAAAUCAUGUGUUGAUAAUGAAUUAGUGAAGAAAUAUAAUUUGAAGGAAUCCAUUCAAAAAAAUUAACAAAAGUGUAAGUAAUGAUGAAUUGUUAAAGAAGUUUGGUAUACCUAAGCUUGUUGUAGUUGCUACUAAGACUGACGAGUCCUCUGUAACUAUAGAUAUCAAGAGUGAUGAUUUUAAAGAUUUCUCUCAGAAGUCGAUUGAUGCCACUAAACAGAUGAUAGCGAAACCAAAAAAAGGGUUGUCAAGAAACAGUCUAGCAGAAAAUAAAGCUGAAAUAAAUGCUACUAAAGAAUAUGAUAAUGUUUCAAAAGAAAAAAAACUCGAACACGAGCUUUUAUUUCAGUGAAAAAGACAAAACCAAAUAACAAAGAAAAGAAAACAAUGCUGAAGGUCUCAAGCCGAUCAAAAAGGUCUGCAAAGCUCCAGCAUUUAAAACAAAGGAAAGCACAGGUGAUCAUGUGUUUACUUCAACACCAAAAAUUGAAACAAAAUCAACCUCUGCAGUAAUGAAAGCUCCAAAAUUGAAGACAAAAGAACAGUUACAAAAGGUAUGCAGUGUCCGCAAGCUAAUGUGAAGUUGUUUGAACGUAAGGUUUAAAAAUGCAUUACCAGGUAGAGAUGCUUUUCUCAAAAAGUUGAAUACAUCACAGUUAUCGAUAAAAACAAGGAAAGUAAAACUGAUGCAAAGAACAAAGACAGUCCCUAUUGUUGCAGCCAAAUCAACAGAAAAGCUAGAAAAAGACCAUCAAAGCGUUCAAAUAAGGCUUCCUAUGUUAUCUAAAGAAGAAAUUGAUAGAUACACAAAACAAAUUGUCCCUGGUGAUAAACCUAUUGGGGUGAUGGAGCAGAACAAAUCUGAUGAUAUUAAUGAUACUGUUGAAGAAGAUGAAAUAGUUCAAGUGCAGGUUAAUGGAGAUUCCUAUCAGAAAAGAACAUUAACAAAUCAGGAAAACAAUCUCAGCAAAUUAGAAUCUGAAAAUUCUAGACAAACAACAACAGAUUUUCAGGCAAAAGAUGUUGAGUUGAUUGAAAAAUCUGAUGAUCUAAAUUGUUACUCCAAAGAUUUUCUCAACACAGAUAAUAAACUUGAUGAAGUUGAUGGUUCAUUCAAAGAAGAUACUAUUAUUGAAAUUAAAAACAAUACUGUUGAAAAUCUUGCAGCUUCAGUUGAGGAAUUAUGUACUGCUAAGAUGGAACUGGAAUUUGUCAAAGAUGUUGAAGCAUCAAAAAGUACUGAAAUGCAAUAUCAGAUUACUGAAGACUCUGCUGAUGUUAAAACGGAAGUUACUUGUGUUAAAGAUCAAGCUUUGGAAGAAAUGGCUGAAGGAUGUAAUGCAAAUUUGAAUGAUUCGGAGUGUCUGGUGAAGAAUUUAACACAAUGUCCACAAAAACGUAUUUAGAGAAAGAAGACAUACUUUACUUGUUUAAUCAAAUGGUUAUUGAAAAUAAUGAAAGGGAUUCUGAAACGAAAGAAUCAAGUAUUGUUGAUAAAGAUGAUAUUUUAGAACUAGAUAUUAGUGCUGAUAAUGUGUUAAAUGAUGCAAAUGUUGAAAAUGACAAAGGAGAUUCUGAUUUUAAAUGCGGGACAGCAUUCUAGCUAUGGAAAAUGCAUGCAUGUUCGUGUCAAAUCAUUACAAAUCAAAACAUGGAAAUUACUUCAAAAUGCGUAAAUACAUCUGUAUUGAUAAUAAGUAAAGUUAUAAAUGAUGGUUCUGUUGAGUUUAUGAACCAAACACAGGGAAUCCAAAACAUUAUUUGAUUUUGAAGGGUGCAAUUUAACUGAUGAUAGUAAAACAAUUAAUUGCAGAAUGUUCUAUAUUCUUUUCUAGAAAAAUAAUUUGAAAUUGAUAGAGAAAAUAGUGGCAUUAAUUGACGGUUUAACAGACAGAUUUUGGCUUUGUUAACACUUAUUAAUAAGGGAUGUUUUUGGUGUUUUAAAGUACAUAUAAAUUUAAUUGAGAGCUGCUCAUAAUGAUUAGGUGAAUCACUGUUAUUCAAUGUAAAAAGUUUGUUUCGUACCUAUGAAAACAAUGACAAUGUUUUUUUUUAUAAAUAAUAUUUGUUAGUUUAGUAUUACAUUUUUAGCUCGACUAUUAUAUAUGAAAUAUAUAAAUAUGAGCUAUCCUACUCACCCCGGCAUCGGCGUGAGUGUGCGCGUGAGCGUUGGAAUGUUUAAGUUUGCGUACCACCUCAAAUAUUUCCUAUGUCCAUUGACAUAUUGCUUUUAUAUUUUGCAUACUUCUUUACCAACAUGACCCCAAUCUAUAAACAAGAGCAGACAACUGUAUCAAGCAUUUUGUAAGAAUUAUGGCCCUUUUUUCGCUUAGAAUAUGCAUAAAAUUGAUAAAACUAUGUUAAAGUUUGCGUACCACCUCAUAUAUUUUCUAUGUCCCUUGACAUAUUGCUUUCAUAUUUUGCAUACUUCUUAACCAACAUGACUACAAUCUAUAAACAAGAGCAGACAAUUGUAGCAAGCAUUUUGUAACAAUUAUGGCCCUGUUUUCACUUAUAAUAUGCAUAUAAUUGAUAAAUCCAUGUUAAAGUUUGCGUACCACCUUUAAAUUGCCAUAACUUCUUUAUUUAUGCUCAGAUUUGAUUCAUGCUUUGACGAAACAACACUACCUGACAUACCACAAUGGACUCCACCCAAACCAUCCCCCCACACCCCAGAAUCCCCCCCCCCAAAAGAAAACAUCCUUUUUUUCUUAUUUUUGAAAGAUCAUCUAAUAAAUGACCAGACACCCACAUUUACUCCCCCCCCACCCCCACACAAAAAGACUUUUUUUACUUGGUAAAAAAAUAAAAAUACUUAUUUAUUUUAUAUUUUAGGGACCGUCAAACCAUUCCACCCAAGCUAUUGCUAUCAAACUUGAAAUAAAAUCUUAUUAGUUUGUUUUAUGUCUUUACAAAUGUUCAAUAGAUUGUGGAAAAUAUACCAUAACUCAGAAUCGUCUAUAAAGUACAACUUCUUUAAAACAUAAACGAUCAAUAUGUUUCAAUUAUGGUCCUUUUCCACUUAGAAUAUGGCUAUAUUACCUUGACCUUGUUGAAUAUGAAAAAAAAUUCCCCAUGAUGGCUUUCGUUAUACUGUCAAGCUCUCGAAUAGUCGAGCGCGCUGUCCUCUGACAGCUCUUGUAUAAUUAACAUUUUGAUAAAAUAAGCACAUGCUUGUAAUUAUUAAUACUAUUGAUAAUAAUUGUUGUUUAUAUUUGUAAUGUUAAUAUAACAUACUCACCUGAAUGACGGCAUAUAUAUGAUAAUCACUUUGUCGUCCUUCUGUCUGUCAGUCUGUCCGGCUUUUUGUGCGGAAUGUUACUAAGAUGUAUUAUGGUCAUUUAAUGAUAGACAAAUAAAUGAUUUUGAAGGAAAGUCCACUUCAGGAUUUUUGCCGUUUUGUUAAUGUUCUUGUAGGGAGCAUGAAUAUUGAAGCUAUUUAAAUCAAACUUUGCAGAGGACAGAGGAAAAGCAGAGUACAAGAACCACUACACUCUAAUUAUUAAAUUUAGUAAUUGCCCUUUGCGUUACGUUUUUUCUUGUGCUGAUCAUAACUCAUGAAAUAUUAAAGCACUUCAAAUAAAACUUCAUGAAAUAAAAGAGGGCUUAAAUGGAAGGUUGGAUGUUCACAGACCAUAACUCUCUCUUAAGGUUUUACAGAGUUAUGGCACUUACAUUUGCAUGUGUGGAAAACAACUCACUUAGUGGUGAAGGUAAUGAAAUAAAACUUCCUACUUUGAAAGAGGGCAUUGAGAUUAAGUGCAUAGUACAAGAAGCACAGCUAGUAUGCCCUAUGCUUAUAUUUGGAAUAUUCUGUUCCUUAUGUGGAGCAAAACUUUGCUGCAAGUGUGUAAGAUAUUCAAAUGAAUCUUUAUAUUAUAAUAAAUUGCUUUAAGAGAUAUGCCACGUACAAAGGCCUUUAGUCUCUUGUCAAUACUAAAUAAUGAAAUAUUUACAGACUUUUUAAUAAAUGCAUAAACAUGUCUGUUUUCCCACACUUUGAAGGUCAAUAUCGCAAUUUAUUGUAUGUCAGUCAUUGUAUGUGUGUGUCACAAAACUUUAACCUUGGUUAAAAUUUUAUAACUUUUGCAAUAUUGAAGAUAGCAACUUCAUAUUUGGCAUAUAUGUGUUUCUCAUGGAGCUGCACAUUUUUAGUGGUGAAAAGUCAAGGUCAAGGUAAUCCUUCAAGGUCAAAGGUCAAAUAUCAUUGUAUUUUUCGUUCCUAAAACUUUAACCUUCGUUAAAGUUUGGUCAUAACUUUUUGAAUAUUGAAGAUAGCAACUUGAUAUUUGGCAUGCAUGUGUAUCUCAUUGAGCUGCACAUUUUGAGUGGCUAAAGGUCAUCGUUCAAGGUCAAAGGUCAAAUUUAUGGCUUCAAAGCGGCGCAAUAGGGGGUAUUGUGUUUCUGACAAACACAUCUCUUGUUUGUUUUGCUAUUUAUUUGCAAAGAAAAACGAACAUUAGUAUAUCAAUUCUGUUUUGUAGUGCUAUUAGAUAAUUAAGUAAUUCAUAAGCGUGUACUUACGUGUCUGAAAACGUGUGUGUUGUGCUUAUAAUUAGCGUACUAAAACGUUGUCCUCCAAUCAAGGGUCCUCUAAUCCAUGAGUCGGCCUUUACAAACACUCUCAAAUACUUUGAAUUACAACAAACUUAAGAUAACCUCAAAUUUAUGUUAUUUCGCAUUAUGUUGUUAUCCAAUAAUUUUAAUAGUUAGAAACAAAAAAUGUGAUGAAUUGAGAGUUAGUAAAGUCAAAUUGACUUUAAGGGUCGAAUCGUUUUAAGAAUAAAAAUCUUUUUGUUUUUAAUCAAAGAAAAAGCUGGUGAAUUCGGAUCAGGACUCAACUAGUUGCUCAACAUUCUCAUAAUUUAUCCCUACCAUGACAACACAAUUCAUCUGCAACAUUUCUGUGUGCCCCUGCUGGUGUAUUCAUGUUUUGUGUUAAAUCAUACUGUCAUAGAUCGUACAAGUGUGUGUUAUUGAUAAAUGUGUACAUAUAAGUGAUUAAUUUUUGUUUCUUUUGUUUCUGUUAAUAAAGUUGUAUGUUACAUA
Molecule: messenger RNA, 6627 nt
Organism: Dreissena polymorpha
Lineage: Eukaryota; Metazoa; Mollusca; Bivalvia; Myida; Dreissenidae
Exons: 3
Coding region: 187-1146 (319 amino acids)
Source: RefSeq, a predicted model, not a curated record